CCGCUCCUCUGCCCGCCCUCAGCGGCGGCGGCGGCGGCGCCCGGCCUCUUUGUGCCGCCCGCCCCGGCACCCGGUGUCCUCCGCUUCGCCCCGACCCUGCUUCGCUCGGCUCCGGCCACCGACGCUGCCGCUGAGGGGAUCGGCGGGUCAGCCCGACCCCGCCCUGCUGCGGGGCUUGCCCGCCUCCUUCCCCGCCCCGCCGCCGCUCUACCCCGCCUCGCCCCUCUGCUCCCGGUGCGGGCCACUCGCCGCCGCCUCUCCGGGCUGCCUGCGAGCCCGCCGUGCCGCCCGGAGCUCCCCCGCCGUCGGGGAUGGCGCGGCUGCCAGCGCCCGUGCGCGCCUGAGACGGAGGGGCGAGCCCGCCGCCGCCGCGGGAGGAGGAGGAGGAAAAGCAGGAGGAGGAGGAGAGAUGAAGCGCUUCCACCCUGGGGUCGCGCUGCUGCUCUCGCUGCUGUGGGAGUGUACAGAGGCCAAAAAGCAUUGCUGGUAUUUUGAAGGAUUAUAUCCUACAUAUUAUAUAUGUCGCUCCUAUGAGGAUUGCUGUGGCUCAAGAUGCUGUGUAAGAGCUCUCUCUAUCCAGCGACUAUGGUAUUUUUGGUUCCUUUUAAUGAUGGGAGUUUUGUUCUGUUGUGGAGCUGGUUUCUUCAUCCGAAGGCGGAUGUAUCCUCCUCCAUUAGUAGAAGAACCUACCUUUAACGUGUCUUACACCCGACAACCAGUCAACACUGCAUCAGGGUCACAACAACCUGGAGUGCCGUAUUACACAGAUCCAGGUGGACCUGUGAUGAAUCCCAUGGCUAUGGCUUUCCACGUCCAGCCCAAUUCCCCACAAGGAAACCCGGUUUACCCACCCCCACCUUCCUAUUGCAACACACCACCUCCCCCCUAUGAGCAGGUGGUGAAAUCCUCCACGUGAGGACUUUGGCUCUCUGACCUGACUGUAUGAGAAGAAGGUGCAAUUGCAAAAUGACCAAGAUGGAGGGCACCUGCCCUUCUGAACACUUGCUAGUUUUCCAAGUCCUCUCUCCUUCCCUUCCCUGCACCUUUCCUCAUUAAAGUUACUUGCAAAGGGGUGAUUUUUAAAUUUUUUUUUUCUUUUUUUUAGUAGAAGUGGAUUUUUUCUUUGUCUUCAAAAUGAGAGAAGUUGUCUUUGUAAUGCUUUUAAUGGAAACCUGUAUUUAAAACCUGUAUGUCUUUCUCUUUAUUUAUAGUUUGUUUCAAUCAAGGUUUUAAUUGUGUCAUGGCAGUUACUGAUAGCAGUUCUUGCAACCCCAGAGUGACAUGCAGCCUCCUAAGACCCCACAGCAGAAAUUCCCUGAGCUAAGGGAAACAACAGAGAAAGGUAGAAGCAGCAGGGCAAUGAUUUUACCAGAAAUUAUGACUACUAUCUUUUGCUUUUACAAUUUUCUUUUACAAUUUAGUUCUCAUGUGUAACAGAAAGAUUCUCUGAUAAAAUUAUGCUCUAGAUGCUCUAUUUACUGUGACUAGAGUACCAGUGUUGGUUGAGUUGUGGCAGAGGCUCUGCCAAAUGCCCUAGAAAAGAGGGAGUUGUUACUUUAAAUGAUGCAUCAAAGAUUAAGGACUGGGACUUGAGUGCUUCUUGUCCAUCACCUGGACUUUGCCUGUGUGAUCGGCAUCUUGACCUCCCUGGUUUUACCAGUGCUGAGAUUGUAAGACACAGAAAAUGACCAACAGAUUUUGGCAUGGGAGGAAGAUAUUACAACCUCAGAGCUACUUGUGCCUCUUGACAGAACAGUUAGAAACACUGAAAUACAUGAGGUUUUUCUUUCCCUAAAUUGGAAAAUAUUUAUAGUAAGAAGGAAUGCAAGCAUAGGUACAAGUUUACUCCUUUUGGCAUUGAUGGGAGUUUAGUCUCUGAGAAAUAGUAUCUUUCAUUAUAGUCUUACUGCUGCCACAAAGAGUACCAAGUAAGCUGUCAUCUUAGGUGACAGAUCUGUAAAUCUGCUCUCCUCUCUAGGUCAGAAAAAUAAUAAUUUUUGGGACAGUUUCUUAAUAGCAUUCUUCGACAUGAUGCACAGAUGGUUUGGCUUUCAAUAUCUCUUAGCUCUUCAUGCAUUUUGUUGUGAGUGCUCAUGGCCAACCUUCUAAGUGGCCACAAAUGAACAUCUUCAAAUAAACACAGACGCCCUUUGCAUGUCAGGGCUCUCACAACCAUCCAUGUCUAGCAAAAAUUUGAAGUUGCUCUGAAACUUGACUUUGUACUAAUGAGAUCUUCUCCCUUUGUGCAUAUUCAGACAUGUCACUGAGCAGCGGCAAAAAGAAGAUGCCAUUGCCUCCUGCUGCUGAGGGACCUGCAAAAAUAACAUAGCUGAGGGUUAGGAGUACUAUGUGGUCUCUUGGGUAGCAGGUGAAUGCUCCUGUGUGACGCCAGCAUGGGCACAGAGGUCUCACUGAGGUGAAGACCUGUGUUGCACAGGGAGCCCAGGCUUUAUUGUGCUGUUGUUCUGUGUCAGUGGCUUCUGAGAACUUGUUUCUAGGUGUCAAGCUGGAUUUGCAAAACAUCCCUUUUGCUGUGAGUGUAAGUUUCUAACAGAAAAACUUGUAAGGGCCACUGUUUCUGCUGGUGGAGUCAGUAGCUGUCUGGAGCAGAGCUAGCACUGGAGGAGUUCAUUCCUGCAUACCCGACUUCAGUGAAAUUGUAACCAAGGCUUUCCCUUACUGUGCAUCAUAAUAACACACAAAGGAAAGUACUUCUUUGUGUGCAGUUUUAGGCUUGAGGGACAUUCAGAUAACAAAAAAGUAUAUUUUAUAGAUGAAUACGAGGUCCAUCUGCACAUUUCAACUAUAUAUAUUUUCUAAAUUAGCUUGCACUUGAAGUGUAAAAGCUGUGUAUGUUACUGAGUAUGGUUGUGUUUACAGAACAUCAUUUUUUAAAAGCAAUUCUGACCUUUUCCUGGUAAUAGAAAUGGCAACAGACCUCAUGUUAAUAGAUGUUGUUAAGUCCUUUUAUAUUAUGAAAUGUAUCUAUGACAGCUGGCAUUGUCCUGGACACAUUGAAUAGAAGCCUUUGUACAGUGAAAUUCAACUUCAGGUGAACUUUCCCUGAAGUCUGGCUUGUUUAUUUCCUAAUAUUGAUGGAUGACACUACCUCGUACAACACAGGGAAUUCUCUGCUAGCAAACUUGCUUGGUCUUUUCUUGAAACCAUACCAUCUGCGUGGGAAUCCAUAUGCAUUAAUUGCAAAUUGUUUACGUGCCUUUCCUCUAGUUGCUUUGGCAAUUCCAACAGGAUUUUACUUGGCAGUGGUGAUACCCUGGGAGCUCCCAGCUGCUGCAGCUUUGCUAAUGUGAACUUCCCCAUGGGGGUUUGGUGCUUUAUCUGUUGGGAUUUUCUGGGUGCAGCUACCGCGUCCUCUCUCAAACACAAGAGAGAUGUGGGUGCCUCACUGCUGAGGCAGGGUGGUUUGACUGCAAAAUAAGGUUGGUUGUCACGGCUGGGAGCCCUGGGGAUGUGUGCGGCACUACCCUGCCCCUUCCCAGGAGCACUGGACCAGUGUGCAGCUGACUCCCAGCUGGCCUUUGAGAUCUCCCCAUCUACCUCAGGAAGGUAAUUUUUGUGUCUUGGUCCUGUCUCCUGGUUCUUGCAGUGAGGUUUGAUACAGGGGUUAAACUCCUUGACAGGACUUGGCCAGAAUGGAGAUGCUCUAGCAGAGCCACUGAACCUAGGUGGGGAGCCGGGAACAUGAACAAUGUAACCCCUCGAGAUCCUUUCUUCAGUUGUGCAUCCCCAAAAUGUGUGUGGUGUACCUCUGAGGAGGCAGGGACCAGGCAGGGAAGGACACCUCUGCCUGUGACCUGGCAGUAGGAACAAUGAGAAGGGGUCCUCCUGAAAUCUCCAGCUACUCUGCUUUUUGACAAGAGGCACCACCAGGGACUCUUGCCUGUAGUUCUGGUGGGGCCUGUGUUUAUCACUUUGGGAGGUGAUAAUGUGACAACUUUUUAUGAUUUGUGGGUGGGGUUUUUUUGGGUUUUUUUUUUUUCCUUUGGAGCGUCUGUGACAGUUCACACUGCUCUAACAACAAACAGCUAGGACUGUAUUUUCCAAAAAGGUACUCAGACCAUGUGAAGAAGCAAAGGAGAUAUUGUUUCCUCUCUGCUUUAAAAAAACCCAACUCCAAAACCUCAGAAAGAUUAGCUUCAUAUACAUAUAUCCAAAACAUCACUUUUUGGCACACAGGUCAGCCAAGAAGCUGUAACACUUUUUCAGAUAGUGACGCCUAUCUUCUUUUUCUGAUCUAACAUUGCUAAUUGAGUAGGUGAGUCAGGAUGCAUUUGUAGACCCUGUGGCUGUGGAAGCCCUCCCCUCUGACGACGCCCUGUCAGCAGGAGCUGAGCUGCCUUACAGUUUGUACUAUUUGGCAGGGAAACGACUACAGAGACACCACGCAGGGCAAGAUCCAGCAUGAGACAGCUUUUACAAAGCAACUGCUAGAUAAUAAGGCAAUUAAAGAUGAGAGGUGCAACUGGCAGCCACUGUUCCAAGCUGCCACGUGCUGCAAGGUGAGAGGGACAGCAGACAAGGCACAGGGAAUAGUGACAAGCAGCUUUGCCUUCCUGCACAAAUCUCUUAUUUUAGCUUUAUGCAGUGAGAGAAGUCACAAGGAUGGAUGUCUCUUUACCUGUCCCACUCUGCUUCUCUCCUGCUGCCUGCCUAACCCUAUUUUACCUAAUAGCUACAAGCCAUAAUCCACUUGUAGAUGCCAAGGAGAAGCAGUGGUUUAAAGUCAGGUCCCUGUGCACAAAUCACAGUGGCCCUGACUGUGAAUUGACAUGAAACAAAUGAAAACAUAGGGGGAAAAAAGUGAAGAGUUUCACUAGGAACGUCUGCUGCACCAAACACCCUGCUGGACAGGGCUCAGGCAGCACAGUGGUGCCUAGCUAUGAGGUGACACAGCACACGUACUACUUCUCAUGCAUCUCUCGUGUGCUAUUUAGAUGUUACAGAUCUGCUGUGCUAGAAAAGCCCCAAAGGAGUUACCCACCUACACCUGAAUUAGUACAGUUUAUCUACAGACCAGAACUGGUCCUCUCCAUCCAAAAAAAGCAGCGGUUGUUUCUCUUAGUGGCCAAGAUGGCCAUGAGUGAUGCAAGGGACUUGGUGAAAUAGAAAUACUACCCCUUGCCUGCAGCAUGCUUGAUGUUUCCUUCUGUUGAAGCCUAGCUAGAGGAACAUUUCAAACUUCCUCAAAGCUCUGGGAAACAGCUCUUACGCAGCUGGACAGAGAUUUCAUACGUGUGUUUUAAAAACCAGUUCAUCCUGACUCUGGCUUUAGCUACAAAAUCUUCAACAGGAUCUGUGUGGACACACAGGAAAGCAGAGCUUUGCACUAAGCAACAUACACUAAAAAUCACCUGGGAGCAGCAGCAGGAAAGACACCUGCAGUGCUAGGAAAAUGUGAAGGUUACAAAAAAGCAAUC
Molecule: messenger RNA, 5438 nt
Organism: Prinia subflava (tawny-flanked prinia)
Lineage: Eukaryota; Metazoa; Chordata; Aves; Passeriformes; Cisticolidae
Gene: VOPP1
Product: VOPP1 WW domain binding protein
Exons: 5
Coding region: 410-916 (168 amino acids)
Cellular component (GO): cytoplasmic vesicle membrane
Source: RefSeq, a predicted model, not a curated record